Molecule: messenger RNA, 2476 nt
Organism: Aedes aegypti (yellow fever mosquito)
Lineage: Eukaryota; Metazoa; Arthropoda; Insecta; Diptera; Culicidae
Product: ATP-binding cassette sub-family F member 3
Exons: 5
Coding region: 168-2306 (712 amino acids)
Molecular function (GO): ATP binding; ATP hydrolysis activity
Source: RefSeq, a predicted model, not a curated record
UGAUUUGCUGAUCUGUCAUCUUUUCUCUUCCACUUUCGGUGCGGGAAUCGCGAAAUCGCCAUCCUUUCGUCGUCGUCGUCGUAAUAAUCCGUUUCCGUGGUUCUUCCGGCGUUAGAAAAAGUGGUAUUUUCCGAGAGAAGUGAUUGUUUUGCAUUGGUUAUCGGGAAAUGGCAGCCUGUACGGAAGUGCUGAAGCGGGAGUUCCCCUCGAUCGACGGGGAACUGCUGACCUACGUGGAAGACGUGCUUCAGAACGGAGCGGACCAAUUCGAAGACGGCGAGGAGGUUUACGAGGCGAUCGGGGAGAUUCUUCACGAGGUCGCGCAGGACAAGAGCGAGGAGGACAUCAAGCAGAUCUGCGAGAUCUUUCUGGACCUGCUGAAGCCCCGCAGUGGUGACAGUGGGGGAGGCGGCGGGAGGACGAAGAUUUUAGGGGCUCCAAUUAACCUGAAGGAGGUGGCUGCUUCGCAGGAUGCCGUCCAGGAGAACAUUCAGAGUAUUUGGGUCGUUUCGAGGGACGACAGCUUGAAGGUGGAUUCGAAGAAGCUGGAAAAGGCGGAAGCCCGAAGGCAGCAGAAGCUCGAGAAGCGGGAACAAACGAAAACGACAUCCGGAGCCGGCGUAGUUCCGGUUCUGCAGAUGGCCACAGCUUCGCAGGUCAUCAGCAAGAAGGAUAAUAAGAUGGAAGCGAAGGGAACGAACCGGUCGAUGGACAUCCGGAUUGAGAACUUCGAUGUGUCGUUCGGGGACAAGGUGCUGUUGCAGAAUGCGGAUCUGUUACUGGCUUGUGGUCGUCGCUACGGAUUCGUAGGAAGAAACGGUCUGGGCAAAACGACACUGCUGAAAAUGAUUUCAGGUAAGCAGCUGCAGAUCCCAAGUCACAUUACGAUUCUGCACGUCGAGCAGGAAGUGGUUGGAGAUGACACCUUGGCGAUUGACAGCGUUCUGGAAGUGGACGAAGUUCGGACGGAACUCUUGAGGAAAGAGAAGGAACUGAACGCUCAGAUCAAUGCCGGUUCCAGCGAUCCGGAUCUGAGUCAUGAACUUUCCGAAAUCUACGUCCAGCUACAGAACAUUGAAGCGGACAAAGCGCCAGCACGUGCCUCAAUCAUUCUGAAUGGUCUCGGCUUCACCAAGGAAAUGCAAGCCCGUGCCACCCGGACCUUCUCCGGUGGUUGGCGUAUGCGUCUGGCCCUGGCCAGAGCCCUCUUCUCCAAACCCGAUCUGCUCCUGCUCGAUGAACCGACGAACAUGUUGGACAUCAAGGCCAUCAUCUGGCUCGAGAACUACCUCCAAACGUGGCCUACAACGCUGCUGGUCGUUUCCCACGACCGGAACUUCCUGGACACCGUUCCCACAGACAUUCUGUAUCUGCACUCGCAGCGCAUCGACGUCUACAAGGGUAACUACGAACAGUUUGACAAAACCCGGACGGAGAAACACAAAGCCCAACGGCGAGAGUACGAAGCCCAGCUGGCCCAUCGGAAUCACGUGCAGGAGUUUAUCGAUCGGUUCCGGUACAAUGCCAAUCGGGCCGCCAGCGUGCAGUCCAAGAUCAAAAUGUUGGAGAAGCUACCCGAACUGAAACCGGUGGAGAAGGAAAUCGAGGUGACGAUCAAAUUCCCGGAAGUGGAACCACUGAAUCCGCCGGUCCUACAGCUGAACGAGGUCCAAUUCAAAUACUCCAACGACAAGGUGAUAUUCAACCUGGUCAAUCUCAGCGCGAAUCUGGACUCGAGAAUCUGUAUUGUCGGCGAGAACGGUGCCGGUAAGACCACCCUCCUCAAGAUCAUCACCGGACACCUGCAACCGACCGGUGGGCUGAUACAUCCUCAUCGGGGUCUCCGCCUUGGUUACUUCGCCCAGCACCACGUGGACCAGCUGGACAUGAGCGUCAACUGUGUGGAACUGCUGCAGAAUGCCUACCCGGGAAAACCCAUCGAGGAGUAUCGGCGAGUGCUGGGCAGUUUUGGCGUUUCUGGUGAUUUGGCCAUGCAGGUGGUGGCGUCCCUCUCGGGAGGACAGAAAUCGCGCGUGGCGCUGGCCAAAAUGUGCAUGGGACGACCAAACUUCCUGGUGCUGGAUGAACCGACCAAUCACUUGGACAUCGAAACGAUAGAGGCCCUCGGCAAGGCGAUCAAUAAGUACUCGGGUGGUGUGAUUCUGGUUUCCCACGACGAGCGUCUCAUCCGGAUGAUCUGCAGAGAGCUGUGGGUUUGCGGCGGCGGAACUGUUCGUAGCGUUGAGGGCGGAUUUGACGAGUAUAGGAAAAUUGUGGAAAAAGAACUGGAAGCUGCAGCGGCGUAGGAGCGUUUCGGCAGAUCAAUUAUCAUCAUUAUUAUUAUUAUUGAUUGAUUAUCUACCGCGGAGGAACAUAUUACUAUACUAUUAUUAUUACGCUUUCUAACAAGUAUACAGGAGGAAGAGAGAAAAGUUGUAGAUGGAACGGAAAUAUAGAACCCUGCAAAGCAUAGUAA